CCUGCCAGAGUCUCUCCACCAUGGCUACCAAGAGCCUGUUAAAGAGUCCCCAAUAUGAAGCAACUUGUUCCAUUUGUUUGGAAUAUUUUAGAGAGCCCGUGACCCUCAACUGUGGGCACAAUUUCUGCCACGCCUGCAUAGCUCAGUACUGGGAGACUCUGGAGGCUACCGCGACCUGUCCUCAGUGCCGAAAAACGACUCAGCAAAGAAGCUUCAGGCCGAACAAGCAGAUGGCGAACCUUGUCGAGAUUGUCAAGCAGAUGAAGGCUGCACAGGUGACACCAGCAGGGCAGGAGAGAGCCUGUGAGAGGCAUCAGGAGGGUCUGAAACUCUUCUGUGAGGAAGACCAAACUCCCAUUUGUCUCAUCUGUCAUCUGGCCCGGGAACACAGAGACCACACCGCCUUUCCCAUAGAGGAAGCUGCUCAGGAUUACAAGGGAAAAAUUCAAAUUCAUGUGAGUGUCCUAAAGGAAGAGAAAACAGAACUGGAGAAACUUCAUACAGCUGGGGAGAGAAAAUGCGAGAAGAAUAUUAAAAAGAUAGAGGCUGAGAAACAGAAGGCUGUGUCUGCAUUUCAAGAGCUGAGGUGCUUUCUAGAGGAACAAGAGCAGCUCAUCUUUGCCCAGCUAGAGCAGCUGAAGGAAAAGUUUGUCAAAAUGAGGGAUGAAACGCUCACAAAACUCUCUACGGAGGUCUCCCGUCUUGCUACACUGAUUGCUGAAAUGGAGGAGAAGUGUCAACAACCAGCCAUUGAAUUCUUGGAAGACAUCAGAAGCACCUUGAACAAGUGUCAACAAGGAGAAUUUCAGAAGCCAGCAGAUAUUUCUCCUGAGCUAGAAAAUAGUCUUGUUAACUUGACUGAAAAGAAUACUGUUCUAACCAAGGCUUUAAAAAAAUAUAAAGGUCUUCUGUCAUCUGAACUGAAGAAACAAAAUGAUCCUGAUGUUUAUGAGACAGUGAAGGUGACUCUGGAUCCAGAAACAGCCAGUCCUUUCCUCAUCCUGUCUCCAGAUUUGGAACGUGUGCAACUAGGGGUUACACAAAGAAUUCUGCCCCCAAGUUCCAAGAGAUUUGAACACUACCAUUGUGUGCUGGGCAAUGAUGGAGUCACCUCAGGCAGAAUUACCUUUGUGGUGGAUGUGAGAUUCAAAUGGGGCUGGGCAGUUGGAGUUGCCAAAGAAUCUGUAAACAGAAAGCAAAGAGUUACUCUUAAGCCAGAGGAGGGGGUAUGGGCCCUCAGGUUUGCCAACGGAAAAUACCAAGCCCUCACUUCACCUCGCACUAACUUGCCUCUGGCACAGAAGCCCAGGAAAAUUAGAGUUUUCCUUGACUAUGAAAGGGGAAAAGUGGUCUUUUGUGACGAGUCAGAUACUGAAAUUUACUGUUUCAAAACUUCUUUCAAUGAGAAAAUCUUCCCUUUCUGCCAGAUCACUCAUUUGAAAGCCCACCUUAGGUUCUGUUUGUGAAAGAAAGACGGUAUACAGUCUUCUGAGCAGCACUGUAGCAUAGGAGACAGAGAGACUGUAUGUGUGGUGUAGCAGCUACACUGUCAGAGUAGGACUGUGGGAAACCCUGAACCAAAUCCUCACUCUGUCUUGAAGCUCCCUGGAUGACCUUGGACUGCUCACCUCCAUCAUCUUAUCCCACCU
Molecule: messenger RNA, 1649 nt
Organism: Gekko japonicus
Lineage: Eukaryota; Metazoa; Chordata; Lepidosauria; Squamata; Gekkonidae
Product: tripartite motif-containing protein 7-like
Exons: 7
Coding region: 21-1466 (481 amino acids)
Molecular function (GO): protein binding; zinc ion binding
Source: RefSeq, a predicted model, not a curated record